Molecule: messenger RNA, 885 nt
Organism: Tachysurus vachellii
Lineage: Eukaryota; Metazoa; Chordata; Actinopteri; Siluriformes; Bagridae
Product: chymotrypsin-like elastase family member 2A
Exons: 8
Coding region: 35-835 (266 amino acids)
Biological process (GO): proteolysis
Molecular function (GO): serine-type endopeptidase activity
Source: RefSeq, a predicted model, not a curated record
AUUGCAUGCUUGUAUCAGCUACAGUAAGUUCACCAUGAAGCUCUUGAUAUUGGCUUUGUUCGUUGUUGGUGCCUAUGGAUGUGGGCUACCCACCUUCCCACCCAUUGUGAACAGGGUGGUUGGAGGUGAUGAUGCUCGAGCCAACAGCUGGCCCUGGCAGAUCUCUCUCCAGUACAAAAGUGGCUCCAGUUUCUAUCAUACCUGUGGAGGAACCCUGGUUGCUGACCAGUGGGUUCUUACUGCAGCUCACUGCAUCGGCAGUCGAACCUACAGAGUGUAUCUUGGCAAACACAGCCUGAACACUGCCAACGAGAAGGGUUCCAUUGCAAUGGAUGUUGAGAGGAUCUUUGUUCACGAGCAGUGGGACUCACAGAGAAUCAGGAAUGACAUUGCCUUGAUCAAGCUGAAGAGCCGUGUACAGAUUUCCGAAUCCAUCAUGCCUGCCUGUUUGCCUGAGAAUGAACUGGUGCUGCCCGGUGGCACCCCCUGCUAUGUCACUGGCUGGGGACGUCUUUGGACUGGAGGCCCCCUUGCAGAUAUACUGCAGCAGGCUCUGCUCCCCAUAGUCGACCAUGCUACCUGCAGUAAGCCUGACUGGUGGGGCAGUUUGGUCACUGAGAAAAUGGUCUGUGCUGGAGGAGAUGGUAAGCUGUCCAGCUGCAAUGGUGACUCUGGUGGACCUCUGAACUGUAAGAGAUCUGAUGGUGCCUGGAUGGUUUAUGGUGUUGUAAGCUUUGGCUCCAGUAUGGGCUGCAACUACUACAAGAAGCCUUCAGUUUUCACCCGUGUUUCUGCUUACAUCCCUUGGAUUAACAAUGUAAUGACCACAUAUUAAACUGAAGUGUGCUCCAUGAACAAAUAAAAAUAACUAAUCAGUAAAAGAGA